UCAAUUUGUUUUGGUUAGAGGAUCGGAGUGUCUACACGUGGAUUUUCCAUUACCAACUUUUGUGGAUAUUUGUUUAUUUUAUAUAGAAUAAAAAAUAAUUCAAUUAUGAUUGAGGGGAAAGAUUCAGACGCUGUGAGACGUGCGUCGUUGAAGAAACAGAAGGAGGCAUUCAGAGAAAAGGAAUUGCUGAUUAGAAAUGCACUAAAUUCAGUGGACGGAAGUGUAAAUAAGAAAAUUAUCUUUGAUGACAGUGUAGAAGAACACGAGAAUAAUCAUGAGGGGACGAAUGCCAGUCGAUCAAAGAAACGAACGUUAUUUGAUGACGAUGAUGAUGAUGAGAAGGACGAGUUAAGAGAGGAAGAAUUCGAUUUCAGUGAAAAUAAGAAGACUAAGGUGGUGACUCUUGGAAAUGAUCCACGUUUUGCUGUGGAUAAAAGAUUUUUAGGAGAAGAGGAAGAAGACAAUGUGGAACAAGAAGAAAAUGGAGAAGAUGAGAAUGAAAUGACGAGCGAGAAGAAUAAACAGUUAGAAAUUCUGCAAAAUGUUCUGGGCAAGCCUUUGACUAAGAGAACUGACACACAAGUCGCUGUGAAGAGAAAAAAUCAAAUGAUUCGUUACGAUCCAACCCAAGACGACCACCAGAAACAUGAACUCCAGAAAGAGGAACCGCAACCCAAAAAGAAGAAGCGGAAAGCGAAAGAGUCAGUAGUAGAAGAGGAACAACCUAUCCCAGUAUCAACUGAAACGUUUUACUCAGUAUCGGAAAAUCUCACUGAGACACUCAAAGCCCCUGAGGAGUUCAGUUUACUCCAACGAUUCGGGACGGCGCCUCCAGAGAAGUGUAAUGACGUGAAUGAAAAUAAAGUAGCGUCAGAGAGGAAAACCAGGUUUGGAGAGAAUAUUGACGCGAAAAAUCCCUUUAGGUAUGAUUCAUCCGACGAUGAAGAUGAGACCCCUGAGAAAAAUUUUCAAACUACAAAAAUGAGUGAAGAAAACGUUUCAUCGAACGUUGAAGAUACAUUUUUCUUGAAUCCUUCUGUGUUUAAAGAAGCUGAAGAAUUUUUCAAAAACCCUGCACCAACCAACGAAUCCUUCAAAAAACUCAGAAAGGAAUUGAAAGAGAUCGUUCGUACAAAAGUCCGAAGGAACAUACGAAAAACCCAGGUUUGGAAACGAAAGAAGAUCAACCAAGUAAAACCGCGUCGUACAUAAUUCGACAUUAUCACUGUUAAUUUCAAGGAAACAUGGCAAAUAUAUUUUUUAUCACUGA
Molecule: messenger RNA, 1270 nt
Organism: Diachasmimorpha longicaudata
Lineage: Eukaryota; Metazoa; Arthropoda; Insecta; Hymenoptera; Braconidae
Product: probable RNA-binding protein CG14230
Exons: 6
Coding region: 106-1212 (368 amino acids)
Source: RefSeq, a predicted model, not a curated record